AUGGGCCCACCCGUCUCCAUCAGGAAUAAUAACACUCCCGGCCCAUCCGUCAUAGUCGAGGAUAUAUCUACCUUCGGUCCAUGGUCCACUGGCCCAUAUCAUACGGGAUAUUAUACACGUCCAUUCACUCGUAUAAUACGGAGAUAUCCUGCUCGUGUUGACUAUGGGACAUACGACUUUAGUGGCGACUUUACCAGUUCUCAUAACAUUGCUGAUGACAUUCCCGGUCCCUCUACACUACCCACAACCACCGGUUUUCACGACUUCAUCAAUGGCAUUCCUGGUCCUUCUGCACUACCCAUCACCACUGGUCCCUCUGUGAUACCUGCCAUCCCUGAGACACGUGUCACACCUCCGACCCCCACUUUUCAGAUCGAUCCAGUGUUGGUAGGCUGUGAUCUUGAUGAUGUUCUGAUGAAUGACAGUGAUGAUGACAUUCUGAUGGAUCACAGUGAUGAUGGCAUUUUGAUGGAUGGCAGUGAAGGUACCAUCCCUGCUGUGAAAGGAUGGAGGAGUGAUGUGACAAAUGCCAUCCUCCGCAAGGGUUUUGUAGAUAUGGAACACCUCAUGCAUGAGCUCAGUCGAGAAGCUUCCAUCCCCACUCAUCAAGUCAUCUCAUGGUGGAACAAGAACCACACUCGCAGCAUCAAUCGUGUCAACCAUUGGAAUGCAUAUAGCAGCUACUUCAAGGAUAACCUCAGUCAGGAGCUUGACCAACUCAGUGGCAAGGCUCCUAACAUACCAGGAACACCAAGCACUACUGUAUGCUGUAACUGCUACAAGCUAUUUAAAGUAGCGUAUCCAGACUCCUGGCAGACCAUCCUAGAGCACCAUGGCCAAUCUGUACUUCUCAGUGGUGUCCCUCAGACCGUUUCCAUGCGCACGCAGGAGUUUGACAAGUUUUGUAAGAAAAUCAUUGCCGUGAUGGAUGGAGGAGCUGCACAGUUCAGAUUUGAAGCAGCUUUGGUGGCAUGUGGCAAAGUCAUUAAUCAAGAUGGUGGUCUCAGCCUGGCUCAUACAACUGCAGGGGCUGCUGGUUUUUGGCUCUUGCAUUGUAAGACUGACAAUGAUACGAUCAUUAGGCAUCUCAAGGCCCAAGUAUAUAAUUCAAUGUCACUCGCCAUCGUUGAGGAAACCUUCCCAGGAGAUAACAAUGUUAGCCAGCUAGACAUGCCCAACAAGCGUGAGGCUUCAAUCACUCUAUCCGACAACAUCAAUAUAUCCAAGGAUGGGACCAGGUGGAUCAAGGCAGAAAUCUAUCGCCAACUCAGAACAACACCAAACCUGGGCGGCAAAUUCCUGUCAUCAAAGAAGUUCCCUUGGAAUACACUCCCAGCAGAGCUCACAUGUCAGGGGAUGAUGAUCAAGGGAUACCCUGAGGAUGUCAUACUCCCCGGGGAACACCAUGCUUCAAAGAGCAAAGGGAUCGCGAAUCUCACCCUGAAGGAGGUUGGUGAGGUCAUCAUGGCACUGAAGGCGGGCACCAUGCAAUUGAAAAAGGUUUCGGAGGACAAGCAAGGUAAGAUUCUCACUUCUGAGUGCCCAGUAGUGGAGGGUGCAUGUCCCCCAGCAGAUUCCAUCCAUACAGCAGGACAUUGUCUUUUUGCGAAUGGAAAGUCUGAUCGCAAUGGACUUGCUUGUGAGAAGCCUAGUAAGGCUGUCACCAAAAGGAAAGGAAAGACCUCUCAGAAGGCACCAGCCUUCUGUACUUCCCCAAUAUCCCUUUCUGAUAACUCUGGCGACUCCAACUCUGAUGAUCCAUCUGGUCCCCCCAUCAAACCCAUUGGUAGACCUCCCCCCUCUCGUGAAUUCAAGGUUGUGGUGCUCCCGAAGCAACAGAUGAAGGUCAUGAAGCCGAAGGAAGUUAUCUCACUGGUAUCUAGCAAUGCUCAAUCUGAUAAUGGCACCACUAAGGAGGCUGACUCCAACUAUGAGGACAAGGCUGUGUCUAAAAAGUGGAAGGCAAAGUCAGAGGCUAGCUCGCGAGCAGCCAAGAAGAGGGCUUCAUCUCCUGAGGCACCUGUGCCUAAGGUAAAUAAAGGCAAGGCACCCAUGAGGGCCAAGGGACAAAAUGAAAAGGUAGCAAAGCCUGAGAUUGUUGAGUCCUCUGACAAUGAAAUGGCUGACAACACUGCCAAACGCCUUCGUGAUGGCCCACCCGAACUCAAAGAGUGCCCAAAGCCCCGUCCAGUCAAGCCUGCAGUCAAGUCCCCUGUCACUAGUGAGGAGACCAACUCUACCAAUGCAAGCACUGUUUCAGACCACACCGAGCUGACUGCCAAUGCUACUGCAUACCAUGCUGAGCUUAACGACAGGCUUCCUCCAUGGUCUGAGCCACCAGUGUCACCUUCACCAACACGUCGCCAGCCUUCCCACAUGCUUGUGGACCACAUUGUUCCUGCCGCCACCGCUCCAGAAAGUGUCACUCCCGCUCCAAGUGACAAUGCUGCUCCUGCUCCAAGUGACAGUGUUGGUCCCGCUUCAGCCUCACCCAAUGACAAGCGGCAUGGAGAAACUGAUCAUGUGCUAGUUCAGCAAGGAGAUUUGGCGACCGAGCCCUCCUGUUGUAGGGAGUAUCCCUACGCUAGGCUCAUAUCCACCACUUUUCCAAUGCAUCAGGUGUCCAUCCGACGUCCAUCUGACACCUAUCCAUUCCAUCCGAUACCUAUCCACUUUGUGGAUGACAAGCAGAUACCUUCGGAUCUCCCCCUAUAG
Messenger RNA from Suillus paluster, 2715 nucleotides. RefSeq lists its product as uncharacterized. Bases 1 to 2715 code for a protein of 904 amino acids. The transcript has 10 exons. The record is from RefSeq and is a predicted model, not a curated record. Lineage: Eukaryota; Fungi; Basidiomycota; Agaricomycetes; Boletales; Suillaceae.